Molecule: messenger RNA, 1770 nt
Organism: Encephalitozoon intestinalis ATCC 50506
Lineage: Eukaryota; Fungi; Microsporidia; Unikaryonidae
Product: molecular chaperone DnaK
Exons: 1
Coding region: 1-1770 (589 amino acids)
Biological process (GO): cellular response to unfolded protein; protein refolding
Cellular component (GO): mitochondrion; cytoplasm
Molecular function (GO): heat shock protein binding; ATP binding; ATP-dependent protein folding chaperone
Source: RefSeq, a predicted model, not a curated record
AUGAGCUCUCUAAGCAAAAAGCUUUCUUCAAGCAUAAUAGGAAUAGACCUGGGAACAACCAACUCCUGUGUGUCUGUAGUUAAGAAUGGGGAGCCUUUAAUAAUAGAAAACCAAGAGGGAGAGCGCACCACACCUUCGGUUGUGUCGAUACUUGGAGACGAAGUUAUUGUAGGCAACCAAGCCAAGAGUAGGAUGUUAAUGAAUCCCAAAAACACAGUGUUUGCAUCCAAAAGACUGAUAGGCCGGAAACUUGAGGAUCCAGAGGUGAAGAAGUAUGUAAAGGGCCUUCCUUUCGAUACAAUGUCUCACUGUAACGGAGAUGUUUGGAUAAAGAUUGAUGGAAAGAAGUAUUCUCCAGCACAAAUAGGUGCGUUUGUACUUUCUAAGCUCAAAAAGAGUGCAGAAUCAUUCUUAAAUCAUCCGGUUGCAAAGUCGGUCAUAACAGUUCCUGCAUAUUUUAAUGAUAGCCAACGUCAGGCAACAAAAGAUGCAGGAAGAAUAGCUGGGCUGGAAGUUGUAAGGGUGAUCAAUGAACCGACAGCUGCAGCACUUGCAUAUGGCCUUGACAAGCUGGCAAAGGGAAAUAUUGCAGUCUAUGAUCUCGGAGGGGGAACCUUUGACAUUUCUAUUCUUGAGCUGAGCAAUGGAGUGUUUCAUGUAAAAGCUACUAACGGAGACACAUUUCUUGGAGGAGAAGAUCUUGACAAUGAGCUUGUGAAGUUUAUUAUUGAAGACUUUAGGUUGAAGGAGGGAGUUAACUUGGGUGAAGAUAUAAAUGCACUAACGAGAAUCAAGGAGUGUGCAGAAAAGAUAAAGAAGGAUUUAUCUUCGUCUCUUUCCUCAAGAAUCAACAUACCAUACAUAUGUAGUAUUGAAGGAAAGCCAAAGCAUCUAACCAGAGAAAUCACCCGGGACGAGUUGGAGAGAGUGGUUAAGAAGAUUGUGGAUCGUACUAUUGAGCCAUGCAAGAAAGCACUUAGGGAUGCAGGGAUGGAGGGUUCGGAUAUCAAACACGUGAUACUGGUGGGGGGAAUGACCCGGAUGCCAUAUGUCCGAAGGGUAGUCAAGGAGGUGUUUGGAAUUGAACCUUCUACCGGUAUCAAUCCCGAUGAAGCCGUUGCAAAGGGAGCAGCAUUGCAGGGAGGAGUUCUUACGGGAGAGGUUGAUAAUGUGCUUCUCCUGGAUGUUGCACCUCUAAGCCUAGGAAUUGAACUCCUUGGAGGAGUGUUUAACAAGAUAAUAAGAAGGAAUACAACAAUUCCAUUUAAAGAAACACAGACGUUUUCUACGUCAGAAGAUAAUCAAACAGAGGUGGACAUCAAGGUAUACCAGGGGGAGAGAUCCAUGGCAUUGGAUAACAAGUAUCUAGGACAGAUCAAGCUCAAGGAUAUUCCUCCUCUUCCUCGAGGAGUGCCUAGGAUUGAAGUGACGUUUGAGUCCGAUGCUAACGGGAUGUACAAAGUAACUGCACAGGAUAGUGUCACAAAGAAGCCGCAGUCUCUAGAGAUAAUUCCAUCUAGUGGAUUAACAGAGGAGGAGAUAAACAAAAUGGUGGAGGAAGGAGAAAAGCAUAGACACUUAGAUGAGAUAAAAAGGAGGAAAGCUGAGCUUAUUGUUUCUUCGGCCGAGUUUCUUCGAAGACCAUCCUCAAGCUUGGCAAAAAUCUCCAAGGACUGCUUAGACACGAUUAAAAGAGCUGUGUCUGGAGAGGAGUUUGAUUUGGAAGAAACAAAGCAAGCACUGGAAAAUGCAAAGAAAGCCAUCUCUUGA